AUGGCCAGGCAUUUAAGAAACAGAGACAUUGGAGGUCCGGACUCAAACAGUGAUGAAGAUCAUGAUGAAGGAUUUAAGGAUGAUAAUGGUGUACUUCAUACAACUGUCAGAUCGUUAAGAAAAAUUAAUUAUGCUGAGGUUGAACAUGGAUUGGAUUAUUUAGAUGAAUAUGAAGAAGAAAAAAGUAAUGAUAAUAAUGAUGAGGAAGAAGACAAAAAUAAAAAUCAUUCUCCUAAUACUAAUACUUCCUCUGAUGUGAAACAAUCAAAUCCACAUAAUUUUAAUAUAGAUCAGCAGCGAGAAGAAGAAGAAGAAGAACAACAACAACAACAACAACAAGAAUCUCAGACUGAUAUAGGAAUGCAAAACAAUGACCAUGAAAAUGGCAAUACUCCACACAAUUUGAGGAAAAGGAAGAGACGUCAUUUAGACGAAGAUGAUGAUGAAAGUUUUCAUGAAGAAGAUGUUCUUGAUGAGGAUGAGGAUGACGAGGAUGACGAGAACGAAGAAUACGAAAUGAAGUAUAAUUAUUGUGAUGGUUCUAAUAGAAAGUACAGUUAUAAAAGAGGUUCUAGAAAUUUACAUAGGUAUAGAGAUAUCGAACGUCAGCGAGAUAAGAAUUUCGUAGUUCCAGAUGACAGUGAGAAUCAGGAUAGUGACGAUGAGGAAGAAUCCUAUGUAUAUUCCACUAGAUCUAAAACUUCUAGAAAUACGAGAAAUGGUCGUAAUAAAAGAGAUAUGCAGUCAACUAGAUCAACUAGAUCAACAAGGGCUGGUAAAAGGACAAGGAGAACAACAACGAGAACUCCUUCUCCACCUUCAUCAACAACAAGACUAUUAAGAUCUACUAGAAGACGUACUCGACAAAGUAAUCAUGAUUCAGACGAUGAUACUGAGGAUCAUCUGACCUUGGCUGAUGAAAUUAAAGAAUUAGAAGAAGAUAGCCCUAUUAGAGAAAUGAAAAGACCCUUAAGAGAAAGAACGAAACGUAUAAAUUAUGCAAUCCCACCCCCUCUGACAGCAACAAGUGCAGAAGAAUAUCUAAAACAACAAUCAAAUAUCAGUAGUACUGUUGGUCGUGGAGAUAAUAUAUCACCGUCUAGAAGGGGAAAAUCUAACUCAAAUAUAAACCCAACAAGGAGAUUAUUUCCUACUGGUGGACCCUUCGGUGGCAAUGACGUUAUAACAGUGUUUGGAGAAAACUCAGAUUUUUACGGCAUUAACAAUUUUUUGUCAUCAAAUAAUAAUAAUAUUACUAGUAAUGCAAACAAUAAUAAAUUGAUAUUAGAUUCCGAUUCUUCCGAAGAUGAAAUACUUCCACUAGGUGCCAAGCCAAAAUCAAAGAAAAUGGAUGAUAAAAAGAAAAAGAAAAAACCUGAAAUCGCGGAUUUAGAUCCACUUGGUGUUGAUAUGAAUAUUGGAUUUGAAGAUAUUGGUGGUCUUGAUAAUUAUAUAGAUCAAUUGAAGGAAAUGGUGGUAUUACCAUUAUUGUAUCCCGAACUUUAUCAAAACUUUAACAUUACUCCUCCUCGUGGUGUUCUGUUUCAUGGUCCUCCAGGUACAGGUAAGACUUUAAUGGCAAGAGCAUUGGCAGCAAGCUGCUCUACAGAAGAUAGAAAGAUCACUUUUUUCAUGCGUAAAGGUGCUGAUAUUUUAUCUAAAUGGGUUGGUGAAGCUGAACGUCAAUUGAGACUCUUAUUUGAAGAAGCCAAAAAGCAGCAACCUUCAAUUAUUUUCUUUGAUGAAAUCGAUGGUUUGGCUCCAGUAAGGAGUUCAAAACAAGAGCAAAUUCAUGCCAGUAUUGUUUCUACAAUGUUAGCAUUAAUGGAUGGGAUGGACAACAGAGGUCAGGUUAUUGUUAUUGGUGCUACUAAUAGGCCCGAUGCAGUAGAUCCUGCAUUGAGAAGACCUGGGAGAUUUGAUAGAGAAUUUUUCUUUCCAUUACCUGACGAGAAGGCACGUGCAAAAAUAAUAUCAAUUCAUACCAAGAAAUGGACACCAUCAUUAUCAGAGGAGUUUAUUAAUAACUUAGCAAGAUUAACUAAAGGUUACGGUGGUGCAGAUUUGAGAGCAUUGUGUACUGAAGCUGCAUUGUUCAGUAUACAAAGAAAAUUUCCACAAAUUUAUAGAAGUAAUGAAAAAUUGCAGGUAGAUAGAACCCAAUUGAGAGUCACAACGAAUGAUUUUAUGUUAGCUCUGCAAAAAAUGGUUCCGUCAUCUGCAAGGUCAACCGGCUCUGUACCAGAACCUUUGCCAGAAAUGAUAAAGCCUUUAUUAGAUGAUCAAUUUAGAAAUGUUCAGGCUGUUUUGUCCAAUAUACUUCCUCAGAAUCCAUUAAGUUUUCGACAAGAUACUUCACUAAUUCAACAUUAUUUAGAUUACCAAACAGUAGAGGAAGAUUAUGAUGGCAUGAAUAGAAAAGGAACAUUGACUAAUUUAUUUGGUAAACAUGAAUUACUUAAUCAAAUCUCGAAUGCAAGGAUAUGUAAGCCUAGAUUAUUAAUUACUGGACCAAUGGGCAAUGGUCAGCAAUACCUAGGUGCCGCAAUUUUAAGUUACUUAGAGGGUUAUAAUGUUCAAACGUUAGACGUUGCAAGUAUUUUGUCAGAAAGUUCACGUUCUAUUGAAGCAGCUAUUAUUCAAGGCUUUGUUGAAGCUAGGAAGAGACAACCUUCUAUACUUUUUAUUCCAAAUCUUGAUAUUUGGUCACGUACUGUUCCACCAUCAGCAGUUUUUACAUUAGCAAGUCUAUUAAGGUCUUUACAGAGUAAUGAAAAGGUUUUGUUAUUAGGUAUUGCUGAAAUGCUUUCUAAAGAGGAUUUGAUGGAAGAGCCGCUUUCUCAUAUAUCCUUCUUUAACAAUAUCUUUUACAUUGAUAAACCAUCGAAAGAGCAACGUAAAAGAUAUUUCAAGAGAUUGGAGGAAAUUUUGCACAUGAAACCCACAGAAUUUGAAUUAGAAAGAAGACGUAAGAAACCACUGCCUAAUCUACCAUUAGCUGGAAGAGAGACAAUUGCUUCAAAUCUUGAUGAAAAUGGCGAUCUGUUAUCCCCAGAAGAAGUAUUAAGACGAAAAUUAAAAUCCUUUCAAUAUCAAGAUAUGAAAUUAAAAAAUGUUAUUAAAAUUAAACUGUCUGGAUUAAUGGAUCUUUUUAAGAAUAGAUAUAGAAAGUUUAGAAAACCGCCAAUUGAAGAUUCAUUAUUGGUCCAUUUAUUUGAUACUCAACCAAUUGAUUCAAACUGGCAGCCAGCUUAUGUAAAGGAUAAUAAUAUGAUAUUGGAAGUAGCCACAGGUAGACGUUAUUACAAUAUGGACUUGGAUAUUGUGGAAGAGAGAUUGUGGAAUGGUUACUAUUCCGAGCCAAAACAGUUUUUAAGAGACAUUGAAUUAAUAUAUCUGGAUGCUUAUACUACAGGCGAUCGGGAACGUAUUAUAAAAGCUUCUGAAAUGUUUGCUAAUGCCCAAAUGGGUAUUGAAGAUAUAUCUCAACCAGAUUUGAUAAGGGCAUGUAAAGAGUUGAGAAAAAGAGAUUCACAGAGAGAAGCACUUGCCAUUAAAGAUGCCGCACUUAGUCAGGUUGAAGGUGUCUCUGCAGAAACACAAUCACAAACUGAGUUUUUACAGACGUCAUCUAAUGAUAUACAGUCUACUAAUGAAGUUGGCAUAGGAGCUGGUACACAAUUGCAGGCACAAUUGCAAUUAAAUCCCUCUAAAAAUGAUGAUAUUAAUACUAUCUUACCUGUAGAUAUCAAGCUUUCUGAUACUAUCAGUACAUCUGUAAAUGAUAAUAAUCAAGAAUUGAUCUUACAAAAUGACUUAAUCAAUGAUUUGGAUAAUGCAAAGGCAAAUAUUAUAGAUUCUACUGUGACUGAUAAGGAUGAGGCAAAAAUUAAACAGACUGGCCUAUUAUUGCAAAAUGAUGAUGAUUUGAAUGUAUCCAAGGUAUCCGAAAAUCAGUCAGAGCUAAUUGACAAUACUAUUGAAAACAAGAAAUCAGAUUCAAGGUCUAUAGCUGAACAAACAGGGACUGACAUUGAACAAAAUGGAGUGGAAGAAGAUAACUUAAGUGAGGAGAAUAACUAUGAGAAAGAAAUAAUAGUACAGCAAUCAAAAGUCGAUGAAUUGUUAAACUCAUUAGAAAGGAUAACUCAAGAAGCGACAAUAUCCAACUUAGAAGAAAUAUAUUCUCAUAUGAUGAAUAUCGUCUGGCAGGGCAGAUUUAAUUGGGACAAAACAGAAACCCUUAACAAGCUGCUUGAAUUUGCUGAGAAGUAA
This is a messenger RNA of Arxiozyma heterogenica, 4275 nucleotides long. It is a transcript of the gene YTA7, whose product is annotated as chromatin segregase YTA7. The transcript has a single exon. Gene Ontology annotation, molecular function: ATP hydrolysis activity; histone binding; ATP binding. Gene Ontology annotation, biological process: positive regulation of transcription by RNA polymerase II. Lineage: Eukaryota; Fungi; Ascomycota; Saccharomycetes; Saccharomycetales; Saccharomycetaceae. The record is from RefSeq and is a predicted model, not a curated record. Gene Ontology annotation, cellular component: nucleus. The coding region runs from base 1 to 4275 and encodes 1424 amino acids.